UCCUGACCUGCGGGGGGCAGCACUGAGCACUGAGCUGUCCACACAACCAGCAACGCUGUAGAGUAAGACGCAUGUAAACAAGAGAAUGUCGCAGAGACCAACCCAAGCUAGAGAAAUGAACGGUCAGACAGACGCUGAGGUCGACUACAAGCGGAAGUACAAAAACCUCAAACGAAAAUUAAAAUUCCUCGUUUAUGAGCAGGAAUGUUUCCAGGAGGAGUUGAGAAGAGCACAAAGGAAACUUUUGAAGGUUUCCAGAGACAAAAGCUUUCUUCUGGACAGAUUGCUCCAGUAUGAGAGGGUAGAUGAAGACUCCUCGGAUUCAGAUGCAACAGUUUCUUCAGAAAACAGUGAAGGGGAAGGACUAAGGGAGAGGGAAAGAGAACGAGACGUUGUAAAAAAGAGAAAAAGCAGCCCUGGAGCCUGCCUCUCCUCCUCCUCCUCAUCGCCUCAUCUCUCCCUGCUGUCUCGUCCCGGGGUCAACCCCCUUCAGCCGUCCUCUGCUGGAUCCUACCUCAACGCUAUGCCCUUCCCACCAGAGUAUUUGGCACCGCCCGCUGAGCGCAUGAAGAAAGAGAGAAAAACAAAGACGCCAAAAAACAAGAAAGAGGCCGCAGGGAAGGUUGUUGCUCCGAUGACAGCUAACUACACGUCGGCCUCCGGCGCUGCUCAGGCAGCCAGAAGCCCCUUCAGCUGGGUCCCCAAACAAAUGCUCAGCGGAGACGCGGCUGACGAGGAAGGCGAGAGCGACGGGGACAGCGACAGAGGAGACGAGGACAGAGGAGAGGGAGACGAGGCCGAGCUCGUCAUCGACCUCCCCAAUGAGUGAGAGCCUCUGGGAGCUGAGGCGGAGGAUAGAUGGGGGGCCUGUAUCUGUUUAUGCCGGGGUACAAGAAAGGACUUGAAUGUUUUUGUCGUGAAAGAUAGGCUCCCCCUGGUGGUUAUAAGGUUAACUGCAGCCAAAAUAAUCUGAAAUUUUUUUAUAAUAAAACCCUAAAACAGUGAUAGUUUUUAAUUCAGUUGUGGUUGUAUAGUUUCAGGAAUCGAUUCCUGUUUUUUUUUUUUUUUUUUUUUUUUUUUUUUUGUCACGUCUGCAGAUAAAAAUGUGCUUAUCUUUGUAAAACCAUUUUUUUUCUCUCUACCAUUGAAUGUGACAAACAUCAACCAUAAAAAUGAAAAAGAUUGCUGCAGCAUCUUUGAUAGACAAUGCACUUUUGAAUCCAACAGAAACUAAAGUGUUCGAGAUUAUCCUAAUUUUAUGCCCCAAACCUUUUUUUUUUUAUCAUUUUUUAUUAAGGGUUUUCCUGAUCAAGAUUUUCUUUUGCAUCAAAACUGAUCCAAGUCAUUUAACAAGAGGAUUUAAUGAUAACAAGUCACAGUCCAAUGGUAAUGCCAUUUAUUGACUUGAAUACACACAGCAUUUUUUACUGUUACAUGGAGUACCGUGGUAGUGUUACUCAUCGACGAUCCAGAUGUUGCAGGAUCUGCUUUUCUUGACAGGGACAGAUAUUUUGCCAUAAGAUGUUUUAGCAACUCAACCUCAAUCUGCUUCUCCAAUACGGGAUUAACCGGAAAACUAGCGUCCAGUUCUGACAUGGUGUCAGCUAAAACCUGCAUUGCAUUAAAAGGCUGCUUCAGUUUAUUUUGAAAUGUGGCUCUGAAGUUAUUACGGGUAAUAGUUCCCUUUCCUGUUGCAGAAAGAUGUCACAAGCUUGUUGAAAUUAUAAAUAAAUCUGUGGUGGAAGCUAACAGCUAAUCAGACGAGCAUCGUGCGAUUUAGCUGAUUAAAACAACUCGAACUGAAGAUGUCUAUAUCGGUGAGAUAGAACGCUAUGUUGGUAUAUAUAUAUAUAUAUAUAUAUAUAUAUAUAUAUAUAUAUAUAUAUAUAUAUAUAUAUUAACCCAAACAAGGUCUGAGUUUGAGCUCUCCAGGUCUAUCAAUCCUUUAGAUCAGCUGAGUUUGAGACCUGGAAAGCACAGGAACGUACUGUUCAUGAUGCUGCUGCACAGGUGGCAGUCUGAUGCACAGACCAAAAGUUCAAACCGUUCCUUUCAGAGCCAAAGGAGGCUGACGGACAACUGAUCUGGUAUUUUGUUGCAGCUGACCGACUUGACCAGCUUUGCUCCACGCGUCGUUUGGCUGAACAAAACUUAGCAUGGCCUGUUCUGAUAUUGUUGACAGUUAAUUGACUUCUGUUGCACUGAUAUGAACAUGUUCAGUGUGAGCUCACCUGUUAUAGCUUGCUAAAAGCAGCAGCAUACAUCUAACCGACUAUGAGCUGUAACCGCUCCAAAACGUCUUUACGUUCAUCCUCGUAGGACAUGCUUCUGCUCCAGGUAAGGAAAGUAUUGCCGUUAUAAUCUACCGUUGGCAGGUAUCUACAUCAAAAUGUCCAUUUCCUCUGAUAUUUGACUUGCUGAUCAUGAGCCAUCCAAGGGGAUAUUGUAUUAUUUCAAUCACCGACUGCUUGCUUGGUGGAUAAAUACCUUUUUGGCCAAGUU
Molecule: messenger RNA, 2502 nt
Organism: Fundulus heteroclitus (mummichog)
Lineage: Eukaryota; Metazoa; Chordata; Actinopteri; Cyprinodontiformes; Fundulidae
Gene: ino80e
Product: INO80 complex subunit E
Exons: 8
Coding region: 86-829 (247 amino acids)
Biological process (GO): chromatin remodeling
Cellular component (GO): nucleus; Ino80 complex
Source: RefSeq, a predicted model, not a curated record